Messenger RNA from Perca fluviatilis (European perch), 5094 nucleotides. RefSeq names its product ATP-binding cassette, sub-family B (MDR/TAP), member 11b (gene abcb11b). Lineage: Eukaryota; Metazoa; Chordata; Actinopteri; Perciformes; Percidae. The coding region runs from base 192 to 4274 and encodes 1360 amino acids. Gene Ontology annotation, cellular component: membrane. Gene Ontology annotation, biological process: transmembrane transport. The record is from RefSeq and is a predicted model, not a curated record. Gene Ontology annotation, molecular function: ABC-type transporter activity; ATP hydrolysis activity; ATP binding. The transcript is spliced from 29 exons.
UGACAAGCUGGCACAACUACAACUAGCUGUCGGACAUUGAAACUAAAUAUCUGGUUGUUGGACUUGAGUGCUGCAGUGCUGCUGCUACGGCUGGUUUAAUUUGACUCCUUUUGUAAGAACUCGUGAUUAGUUCUAAUCAAGGAUAAGAAAGAUAGAUUUCUGUUAAAAAGUAAACAUCUAGAUGAGUCACCAUGCCGACCGGAUCAGUGAAACUGCAAAGCAUUAAAAAACUGGGACAGGAUAACCACAGCUAUGACUUUUCAGAUGAAGAACCAGCUGGCUCCUAUAUGACCACGACAACUUCCAAGGAUAACGACAAAAAUCAGGGAAAUGACGGGCAACCGGCGAUAAGGGUUGGCUUCUUUCAGCUGUUCCGUUUCGCCAAAUGCAAGGACGUGCUGAUGAUGGUAGUGGGCAGUGUGUGUGCGGUGCUGCACGGCUCGGCCCAGCCCCUCAUGCUGCUGGUGUUCGGCCUGCUCACCGACACCUUCAUCGAGUACGACAUCGAGCUCAAUGAGCUGAGCGACGACAGAAAGGAGUGUGUGAACAACACCAUCCAGUGGAAGAAGAACUACACCGAGGGGAUCGGCCUGAUGACGCCACUGAACCAGUCGGACUGGAGCUUCAUGAACAAUUCAACAUGGGAGAUGCUCACACCGCUGGAGGGCAGGCCGUGUGGGCUUCUUGACAUCGAAUAUGAAAUGACCCUAUUUGCCUUCUAUUAUGUUGGAAUUGGAGCAGCUGUGUUCCUGCUGGGAUACUUUCAGAUCUCCCUGUGGGUGAUGGCCGCUGCCAGGCAGAUUCAGGUCGUCAGGAAGUUGUACUUCAGCAGAGUGAUGAGGAUGGAGAUCGGCUGGUUCGACUGCACCUCUGUAGGGGAGCUCAACACUCGCAUGUCAGAUGAUAUCAACAAGAUCAACGAUGCCAUUGCGGAUCAAGUUGCCAUUUUCUUGCAGCGCUUCACCACCUUUGUGUGUGGUUUCUGCAUUGGCUUUGUGAAAGGGUGGAAGUUAACACUUGUCAUUGUCGCAGCAAGUCCAAUGAUCGGAGUUGGAGCUGCUCUUAUGGCUCUGUUUGUGGCUAAGCUAACAGGGAUGGAGCUGCAGGCCUACGCCAAAGCUGGAGCUGUAGCGGAUGAGGUCCUCACCUCCAUCAGAACUGUGGCUGCUUUCGGUGGGGAGAAAAAAGAAGUGCUAAGGUACGACAGGAACCUGAUCUCAGCGCAGCGCUGGGGCAUCAGGAAGGGUCUGAUCAUUGGUUUUUUCACCGGAUAUAUGUGGCUGAUCAUCUUUCUGUGCUAUGGUCUGGCCUUCUGGUAUGGCUCCAGCCUGGUGGUGAACACUGGGGAGUACACACCAGGAACCCUACUGCAGGUGUUCUUUGGUGUUUUGAUAGCAGCCAUGAAUUUGGGGCAGGCCUCCUCAUGUCUAGAGGCAUUUGCUGCAGGCCGUGGAGCUGCUACCCUCAUAUUUGAGACUAUUGAGAGGGAGCCGGAGAUUGAUUGUCUAUCCGAGGCUGGAUAUAAGCUUGACAGGGUCAAAGGAGAUAUUGAGUUUCAUAAUGUGACCUUCUACUACCCCUCCAGACCUGACGUCAAGAUCCUGGACCAGCUCAAUGUUGCAGUGAAGUCAGGGGAGACCACAGCCUUUGUCGGUCCGAGUGGAGCCGGGAAGAGUACUGCUAUUCAGCUCAUCCAGCGCUUCUAUGACCCUAAAGAGGGCAUGGUGACCCUGGACGGUCAUGACAUCAGAGGGUUGAACAUCCAAUGGCUGCGCUCGCUGAUUGGCAUUGUGGAGCAGGAGCCGGUGCUGUUUGCCACCACCAUUGCUGAGAAUUUGCGCUAUGGUCGACCCAACGUCUCCAUGGAAGAUAUCGUCAGUGCUGCGAAGGAAGCCAACGCCUACAACUUCAUCAUGGACCUGCCACAGCAAUUCAACACCUUGGUGGGGGAGGGUGGAGGUCAGAUGAGCGGCGGUCAGAAGCAGCGUAUUGCCAUUGCUCGAGCACUGGUCAGGAAACCUCGUAUCCUGCUGCUGGACAUGGCAACGUCUGCCCUUGACAACGAGAGCGAGGCUAUAGUUCAAGAAGCUUUGGAUAAUGUACGCAAGGGUCGCACCACCAUCUCUAUCGCUCACCGGCUGUCCACCAUAAAAAACGCUGAUGUGAUUGUUGGCUUCGAGCACGGCCGAGCUGUUGAAAAGGGCAAACACAAUGAGCUGCUGGAGAGGAAGGGAGUCUACUUCACUCUGGUCACCCUGCAGAGCCAAGGAGACAAGGCUCUGAAUGAGAAGGCUCGGCAAAUGGCUGACGAUGAAGAAGAGCAAGAGAGGCUAAACCUAUCCAGAGCAGGCAGCUACAGGGCCAGUUUGAGAGCCUCUAUCCGCCAGCGGUCCCGAUCUCAGCUGUCCAAUCUGAUGCCGGAAUCUUUUGCUCCCAUCGCUAUAGAGCGUGGCCCCAGAGACGCUGUGUCACAGGCAGACAAAUCUGAGAAUGCCAUCCCAGAGGAGGAAAUUGUGGAGCCUGCUCCAGUUGGUAGGAUCCUGAAGUACAACAUACCUGAGUGGCCCUACAUGCUUUUUGGAUCCUUUGGUGCAGCCAUAAAUGGAGGGGUCAACCCCGUCUACUCUCUGCUGUUCAGUCAAAUCCUGGCGACAUUCUCAGUAACAGAUCCUGUGGCUCAGAGGAAGGAGAUUGAUAGUAUCUGCCUGUUCUUUGUCGUGAUUGGCGUGGUCUCUUUCUUCACACAGAUGCUGCAGGGAUAUGCUUUCUCCAAAUCUGGAGAGCUGCUGACACGCAGGUUACGGCGGCUCGGCUUCCACGCCAUGCUGGGCCAAGAAAUUGGCUGGUUUGACGAUCACAGGAACAGUCCCGGAGCUCUGACCACACGUCUGGCGACUGAUGCUUCACAAGUUCAAGGAGCCACGGGCUCGCAGAUCGGCAUGAUUGUCAACUCUCUGACCAACAUCGGUGUGGCCGUCCUCAUGUCCUUCUACUUCAGCUGGAAGCUCACGCUGCUCAUCCUGUGCUUCCUGCCAUUCAUCGCUCUGUCUGGUGGCUUUCAGGCUAAGAUGCUAACGGGGUUCGCCAAGCAGGACAAGGAGGCGAUGGAGGUCGCAGGACGGAUUUCCGGCGAGGCACUGAACAACAUCCGCACCAUCGCAGGCCUGGGGAAAGAGAAGAUUUUUGUGGACAUGUACGAGGCCCAGCUAGACGGUCCAUACCAAGCGGCGCUGAAAAAAGCAAAAGUGUACGGAGCCUGCUAUGGUUUCGCCCAGUGUGUCAUCUUCUUGACCAACUCCGCCUCCUACAGGUUUGGAGGUUACUUGGUGCAGCAGGAGGGGCUCCAUUUCAGCUUGGUGUUCAGGGUCAUCUCAGCCAUCGUCACCAGUGGCACCGCCCUUGGCAAAGCCUCCUCUUACACACCAGACUACGCCAAGGCCAAGAUUUCAGCUGCACGUUUCUUCCAGCUGCUGGAUCGUGUUCCUCAGAUCAGCGUCUACAGCGAUACAGGAGAUAAAUGGGAUAACUUCCAAGGGAACAUUGAGUUCAUUGACUGUAAGUUCACCUACCCCACCAGGCCAGACAUCCAGGUCCUGAAUGGGCUGAAUGUGUCGGUGAAGCCCGGCCAGACGCUGGCCUUUGUGGGCAGCAGCGGCUGCGGGAAGAGCACCAGCGUUCAGCUGCUGGAGAGGUUUUAUGAUCCUGACCACGGCAGAGUGCUGAUUGAUGGCCAUGACUCGACUCGUGUCAGCGUGCCCUUCCUGCGUUCCAAGAUUGGCAUCGUGUCCCAGGAGCCCAUCUUGUUUGACUGCAGCAUCGAGGAGAACAUCAAGUACGGUGACAACUCGCGGGAAAUCAGCAUGAAUGAGGUCAUCUCUGCCGCUAAGAAAGCCCAACUUCACGACUUUGUCAUGUCACUUCCUGAGAAAUACGACACGAACGUCGGGGCCCAGGGUUCUCAGUUGUCUCGCGGUCAGAAGCAGCGCAUCGCCAUCGCCAGAGCGAUCAUACGUGACCCCAAGAUCCUGCUCCUGGAUGAGGCCACCUCUGCCCUGGACACUGAGAGCGAGAAGACCGUGCAAGAGGCUCUGGACAAAGCCAGAGAGGGCCGAACGUGCAUCGUUAUCGCCCAUCGCCUGUCUACCAUUCAGAACUCGGACAUUAUCGCCGUCAUGUCCAGGGGCUUUGUGAUCGAGAAAGGGCCGCAUGACCAGCUCAUGGCCCUGAAGGGAGCUUACUACAAGCUGGUUACCACGGGAGCACCAAUCAGCUAACUGCUCAGGCAAACAGUAGCUGAUUAGCAAGGCAGCCAAGAGAAACAAAUGUAAGGAGCAGUGUUAAUGCCGUAAAUCGAGGAAAAGACCAUGACUGGAAGUAUGCUAAAGAAUGUAAAGAAAGAAAGAUACACCUGUUCAUUCUUUCAGUAUUUAUUUUUGGGUUUGGAUCCUGUUAUAAAGAGAGCGGUUUUGUGAGUCACAUACCCAAUUCUGGGGUAUUUUAUAAGCAGGAUAUUUUUGCCGACGUUGGGCAAAAACUCCAUAAUAACUUCCCAGCAUAUUGUAAAUCAAGUGGUCUGAGAGAAAACUAGACUUUUGCACCUCCUCUUGGCUCAGUUUUCAGGCUUUAGAAAAUCUAGCCCGUGAUGAGAGACUUUGGCCAAUGACAGGUCAUUUCAGAGUGAGGCAGAGAGCGUUCCUAUUUGAAGUGGAUCCCACAGUUCAAGGUCUUCUGUGCCAAACCAGUCCUUUGGUUAGUGGUAAUGGGCCUAUGAGCUGCUUUACAACCAACAACAAAUCUAAAGACAUGAAGAAGUUCAAUUUCACGCAAUGCUGGAUUCAACUAAAUAUUAUUUAUGUUAUUCAUGUCCAAAGAAAUUCAAAACAAUAUAAUGUUAUGUGUCUUAUGUACAGUAGAGUAUGUGCCUCUGGAUAAUUCAAUGUAAUUGCUUUAUCAGAUGUAUUCCUUCUCCAAGCUCCUGAAUGUGUGUUUUUCUUUUUCACUGUCAUCUGAUUGUAACUUUAAUGCUGUAUGUAUGGUCCUAUGUUUUAUGCUUUAUGUGGGAAUUGAAUAAAACAAUGAAAGUGUCUUAGCUUG